Molecule: messenger RNA, 1445 nt
Organism: Rhipicephalus microplus (southern cattle tick)
Lineage: Eukaryota; Metazoa; Arthropoda; Arachnida; Ixodida; Ixodidae
Product: transmembrane protease serine 9
Biological process (GO): proteolysis
Molecular function (GO): serine-type endopeptidase activity
Source: RefSeq, a predicted model, not a curated record
AUGGUACAGGUGUCUGUACUGGAGGCAUCGCCUCAGCCUGUACAAGCAGGGACUUCACGCACCAAUCGCUCGAUGUCACCGUCUACACCCGAAAACCAAAACAGGAAUCUUGUAAUGUUCUUCAUGAUCACCGUGCCUAGCGCCCGAGUGUACAAGGUGCGCGUGGGCAUCUUGGAAGUGAACGAGACGGCGAGUUCGCACAGUGCCAGUAUUCCCGUCGCCUCGAUCCGCCUUCACGAACGCUACCGGACGGACCGCCAUUACAACGAUAUCGCGCUCGUGAAGACCGCCAGCAAGGCUCCUUACGGAAGCCACAUCGGCCCGGUGUGCCUGCCGCAGCCGGACCUCAAGCUCGGCGGUCAGGUGGUUGUGCUCGGCUGGGGACACACAGCUUUCGGUGGUCGAUACGCGCACCGUCUGCAAGAGGGCCGCGUCUCCGUCAUCAGCAACGAAGAGUGCGAUGAGAUUAUGCGCACAUCAUCCAGCUACUGGGUCGCCACGCCUGACGGCAUCACCGAGGACUUCGUGUGCGCUGUCAACCAUACGGGCGUCGACGCGUGCCAGGGUGAUUCCGGAGGACCCCUGCUAGCUCUGGGCCUUGACUUUCGUUGGAACGUCGUCGGAGUGGUGUCGUUCGGCAUCGGCUGCGGUGGUCGCUUUCCUGGAGCCUACACACGUGUGACUACGUUUCUCGAUUGGAUCGCCCGAAACAGAGACUGAGCUCGACGCGACUAAGUCAUCGCGGAUCCGCCUGGACGCUCACCUUCCUACUUCGCAGAAGUUGAUGCGGGUGUCUCAGCCUCCACGUGUGCGUGCAGCGCCCAGUAUGGACGAUGUGGGGAACUGAUGGUAUCUAGCAUCGUACAAUGACCACAGGCUGCUUCUGGCAGAGCCACCCUGAGCCGAACUUAUCUUUAGUAUAUUAAGAGCUACAAGACUACUGUAGUACCGUAGUGGAGUUGUCAUCCUUACAUUGUAAUACUUAGUACGGCUCAGGAAGACGUUCUGUGUUCAGAAGAAUGUCUUCGCUGGUGCAUAGUCGAGCUUUUAGCUGGGCCCUGCCUACCUUACAUCGCAGCGUUAGCAUACAGUCGUCUGCAAAAGUUAGAGGACCGCGCCGGCGCGAGCUAUUCGGCUGGUCUGGGCCACCUAGACGUGCGCCAUUUGCAAUCGACCACUGGGUCGGACCGGAAAUGGGUCUCCCUUAUUAUUCACGAAUAUGUCGAUUUACCGCUGCGGCGCAGCUCAUUGUUAGUUCGUUGUUUCCACGCAAAGCGGUCAUCUGAAGUGUAGCCGUCACCCCUUUUUGAUAGCAGAAUCAAUGCAAUCACGACCUGCAUCAAGCCUUUGGACAGAUAUCGGUCUGCGCCAAUGGUUGCGACUGAUUGCAUCUUUGCUGUUCGCGAGACAGAAGCACGUAGCCACGUCUGCGUGUCGUGUUUGAA